CUAUAGGUGCCAUACCUGCCACCGGAAGUGAGUGAGGAGGGCAGUAUAGGCAUUUCCUGUGACGCGGGCGCCUGGACUCCAUUAGGCAGCAGCUGGGGGAAGAAUCAACACACCAGGGAGCGGAGCGCGGCGGAGCCGAGGACAGAGGCGGCAGCUGCCUCCGCCGCCGCCCGCCGCCGCCGCCGGGGCCCGGCCCCGCGCCCCCGCAGCCGCCCCGCGGCGCCCCCCGGCGCGACCCCCGGCCGCGCAGCCCGAGCUGCCUGCGGGGGGGAAGGGCCCGGAUCCCGCCCCCUCCCCCCUCGCCCCCCGCCCCGACCCCCCCCGCCUCCCCGCCGCCCCCCGCCCCGACCCUCCCCCGGCCCCGCCGCCCCUCCCCCGCCGCGCCCCGCCGGCUCCCACCACGGCCUCUCUCGGCGAGGAAACUCUGGCCUCCGCUUCCUCCUCCUCCGACUCGGACACCGGCGGAGCCUCCCCGCCCCCGCGGAAGAAACCCCGAGCCUCGGCGGCGGAGGGAGCAGGAGAGCCCGGGGCUUCGGCAGGCAGAGCAGGCCUCUCCCCUCCGUCCUCGUCGUCCUCGUCGUCCUCCUCCUCCUCCUCCUCCGUGGUGGUAGUGGUGGGACUCCCCCCGGCUGCCGCCCCUCCCGCCGCCGGCGCCGUCCCCCUCCGAAGUAGCGGCCACAGCCUGGUCGGCGGCGGCGUCAUGCAGGCCAACGGGGCAGGAGGAGGAGGAGGAGGCGGCGGCGGCGGGGGCGGCGGGGGCCAGGGACAGACCCAGGAACUCGCCUGCCUGGCGGCGCAGAACGGGGAGUCGUCGCCCUCGUCGUCGUCGUCGGCGGGGGACCUGGCCCACGCCAACGGGCUGCUGCCGGCCGCCCCCUCCGCCGCCAGCAACAAUAGCAACAGCCUGAACGUCAAUAACGGGGUUCCCGGCGGGGCCGCCGCAGCCUCGGCCUCCGUCGCAGCUGCCUCCGCCACCAGCGCCGCCGCCGCCCCCGUGGCCACCCCGGAGCUGGGCAGCAGCCUCAAGAAGAAGAAGCGGCUCUCCCAGUCGGACGAGGAUGUCAUUAGGCUAAUAGGACAGCACUUGAAUGGCUUAGGGCUCAACCAGACUGUUGAUCUCCUCAUGCAAGAGUCAGGAUGUCGUUUAGAACAUCCUUCUGCUACCAAAUUCCGAAAUCAUGUCAUGGAAGGAGACUGGGAUAAGGCAGAAAAUGACCUGAAUGAACUAAAGCCUUUAGUGCAUUCUCCUCAUGCUAUUGUGGUAAGAGGCGCACUUGAAAUCUCUCAAACGUUGUUGGGAAUAAUUGUGAGGAUGAAGUUUUUGCUGCUGCAGCAGAAGUACCUAGAAUACCUGGAGGAUGGCAAGGUCCUGGAGGCACUUCAAGUUCUACGCUGUGAAUUGACGCCGCUGAAAUACAAUACAGAGCGCAUUCAUGUUCUUAGUGGGUAUCUGAUGUGUAGCCAUGCAGAAGACCUACGUGCAAAAGCAGAAUGGGAAGGCAAAGGGACGGCUUCCCGAUCCAAAUUGUUGGACAAACUUCAGACCUAUUUACCACCAUCAGUGAUGCUUCCCCCACGGCGUUUGCAGACCCUGCUGCGGCAGGCGGUGGAGCUGCAGCGGGACCGGUGCCUGUACCACAACACCAAGCUCGACAGCAGCCUAGAUUCUGUGUCUCUGCUCAUAGAUCAUGUUUGUAGUAGGAGGCAGUUCCCCUGUUAUACUCAGCAGAUACUCACGGAGCACUGUAAUGAAGUGUGGUUCUGUAAAUUCUCUAAUGAUGGCACUAAACUAGCAACAGGAUCAAAAGAUACAACAGUUAUCAUAUGGCAAGUCGAUCCGGAUACACACCUGCUAAAACUGCUUAAAACGUUAGAAGGACAUGCUUACGGCGUUUCUUAUAUUGCGUGGAGUCCAGAUGACAACUAUCUUGUUGCUUGUGGCCCGGAUGACUGCUCUGAGCUUUGGCUUUGGAACGUACAAACAGGAGAACUGAGGACAAAAAUGAGCCAGUCUCAUGAAGACAGUUUAACAAGUGUGGCUUGGAAUCCAGAUGGGAAGCGCUUUGUGACUGGAGGGCAGCGUGGGCAGUUCUAUCAGUGUGAUUUAGACGGUAAUCUCCUCGACUCCUGGGAAGGGGUGAGAGUGCAAUGCCUUUGGUGCUUGAGUGACGGGAAGACUGUUCUGGCAUCAGAUACGCACCAGCGAAUUCGGGGAUAUAACUUCGAGGACCUUACAGAUAGGAACAUAGUACAAGAAGAUCAUCCUAUUAUGUCUUUUACUAUUUCAAAAAAUGGCCGAUUAGCUUUGUUAAAUGUAGCAACUCAGGGAGUUCAUUUAUGGGACUUGCAAGACAGAGUUUUAGUAAGAAAGUAUCAAGGUGUUACACAAGGGUUUUAUACAAUUCAUUCGUGUUUUGGAGGCCAUAACGAAGACUUCAUCGCCAGUGGCAGUGAAGAUCACAAGGUUUACAUCUGGCACAAGCGCAGUGAGCUGCCCAUUGCGGAGCUGACAGGGCACACACGCACAGUGAACUGUGUGAGCUGGAACCCACAGAGCCCAUCCAUGAUGGCCAGCGCCUCAGACGAUGGCACCGUUAGAAUAUGGGGACCAGCACCUUUUAUAGACCACCAGAAUAUUGAAGAGGAAUGCAGUAGCAUGGAUAGUUGAUGGCGAAUUUGGAGCAGACGACUUCUGUUUAACUUAAAAUUAGUCGUAUUUUAAUGGCUUGGGAUUUGGUGCAAACAAACAUGAUUGAUAGCUGGACAGACAUGCUCGUCAUGAAAAAAGAACCAUUUCUGAAGCCCGAUUGGGGCCAAACAUUUACACCUUGCUUCAUAGUAACCAGUUGAGAUGAAGCACGUCGUUAGAACGUUGUUGGACACCAUGUUGAAUUACCCCCAUCGGUUGUGAAGAACUGUGCUACAUUCAGGCUUACCCAUUGAACUCAGUAUAUAUAUUUUUUUCCCUCCUGCCUUUUGUCUGGCGGGAUACCAUUCUUGUUGCUCUUCUGUGUAAUGAAGUUUAAAUGCUUGUUUGGAAAACUUUAUUUAACAGUUUAGAAGGCUUGAUAGAAAGAGUGCAUUAGUCUGAAGAGUACACAUUGGAUAGGAAAGAAUUUCCUUCUUUUGUUUCUCCAAAUCUUUCCGCCUUAUUUAGCUUGAGAUCUUUGCAGCUUGGUUCAUGGAUUCUAGCCUUGCCCGUUGCGCAGUAUAUACUGAUCCAGAUGAUAAACCAGUGAACUAUGUCAAAAGCACUCUCAAUAUUACAUUUGACAAAAAGUUUUGUACUUUUCACAUAGCUUGUUGCCCCGUAAAAGGGUAAACAGCACAAUUUUUUAAAAAUAAAUUAAGAAGUAUUUAUAGGAUUAAAGUGACUUCAUUUGUAUACAUUUGGAAUCUAAACCAGCUUAAAAACAGUUUCCUGACUUAGAUACGCAGUUUAACUGAUGCUCUUUUGGAAUACCACAUGAGACAUGGUCAGAAACAGUGCUUGGAAGGACAUUACACAGGAAAUUCAGAGUAAUACUUUGAAGGUUUUCCCCCUUUUGUUUUAUUCCUGAAGGAACAUCAGUACCCGACCUUGAAGAGAUUCAAGAUUCAAAAAGAGAAUUUUAAAUAUACCGUGAGAGAUCAGUAGCCAGUUCAUUUUCAGUAAAGCUUAUUCCAAGUUGUUCUUAACUUGGGAAGUCAUUCUGGUGUGAUCUAGCAAGACAGUAGAAAUUGGCAGAUAAACCCACUUUGGAAGUUUAUAGUGUAAUUGAAAUUGUUAGAAGAAUUCAGCAGGUUACAAAAACAUACUUAAACUGGGAUUGAAACCUCAUAGUCAUUUUCUUAAUUGCCCUUAAUAUUUUGACAUAUAGGAUACAUAAAUUUAAAGAAUAUUGCUUCUCAGUUUUUCAGAUAUUGCCACAUUGAACCUCAUUCUAAACUGGUGCUGUGGGUAGUCUUUCCCUCUCCCCUCCCCUUUUAGUUAAAGGAAAGGUUUCCUUCAUGGAAAAGCACUUUUCAUUUUGAGAAUUUCACACUUAAGCCAAAAGCCUGAUGUUCACAUUGUGCUUUUAACAAAACCCUGUGACAGCUGAAUACAACAUAGUCUCCCUGGAAACUCCCUCCCUUUUUCAGUAGAGGAUAAAUAGGGUGACCACAGCUGUUCUGUUGGGGAGAGGAGUGGGGACACCCCCAAAAUAAGGUUAUAGUGAAGAAAAAGUCUUGGACUAAGUCCCCCUUUGGCCCUAACCAAGUCUGUCAUAUUACCGUGAGUAGACUCUUCAGGGUCCACACGGAAGAGAAAGGCGUGGGUGUCAGAUUCUUCCACUGUAGGGUGGGGGGUAGGAUGGCAGCAGGCAGAGAGGGGAAAGUCAGGGAAGGGGAGAAGAAAGGAAAACACAUUUGGCCUUAAAACAGCAUGCAUUCUCCCAAAAAGCCCACAGUAAGAAGAUGACAGAUCGUGGUCAGCAGAUUAUGUUAUCAAAUUGGUAUGUAAAAGAUUUAAGUUCCAUUUUGCAGAGACCGCCACUUAGAGAAUCAAAGAAUUCCUGUUUUGAUACUUCUAAGUUAAAAUAACUAUAUGUUAAAAUUUAUCUGGUACUUCAUUUUUCUUAACUAAAAUUACUUUUUACUUUAAGCUUGAAUAAAAAUCUUCAUUGGUAACUGUAGAUAAUUAAGUGGCAACUUCUCUUUACCUCAGUACAGUUAAAACCAUUCAUAUUUUAAGUGAUUCAUGUAUACCCUGAAGCCAUUAAUACACCCCAGUCUCUACAGUAACAUCACUAACAACGUGGGCGUAGAAACUCCACAGCUGUUUACAAAUUCGGUUACAGUGUGCCAUGGUGCAUUUGUAACAUUCACCGAGAUAUUUGUGCCCGUUCAGGGGCAAUUUGGCACUCAGAUUCUAUCUGCCUCACCCAGCCACCCCUCGAUCUGAGUUUUCAGUGUGCUUCUCAAGUACGGUUAAAAACACUUGACAAAAGUAGAGUCCAAGUGAGGCACAUUCUACAAGAACAUAACUCCUAUCAAAACGGAGUAACAACUAUGCAAAGGUUUCUGUAGCAGCUAGGUGAGUUUGUUUUCCAGGUCUGUCUGAACUGGCAGCUUCCUGUACAUACUGGUACUUUGCCGUGCCAAUUUGCUGUGAACGUCUGUUUCAUACAUUUGCCAUGCAGUGACUGUGCUAGAAAGGUGACAUAGUGGAGAAAGCUAGGAUGCUACGGUGUAAGAACAUGAUAGCAGGAUUUUCUAAUCUGUAGGUAUUAACCGAAAACUUCUGAUAGUGCUAUAGACUAUAGUAGGCUUAAGAGUGAGAAUACUGUCAAGCCAGCCACGAGAUACUAACAAAUGUAUAAUUUGAAAAGUACCAAUACUUUUUGCACAUAGAUCAAAAUAGAGUGGAGAAUUUUGGCUCCAAAAAUCAGGUUAGUAGGCUCAUUUCCAUGUGCUUAAAAAUGUUUUUGUUGUUGUUAUACAUUGAUCAAGGGCUAGAGCAAGUAUGAAAUUAAAUGUCUUUUUCCUCCAAAUAAUUGGUUUUAAUGGUAAAAUGUUGGAUUUGGGGAUUACAGAGAUCAGUGUGUGGGUGGUGAUAAAGAAUUAGAGUGGGAAUUAGUUGGGAGGGAUGAUUAAAGCCUCAGUUUUGGUUUUUGUAUUUCAGUAUUCAUAACAGCUACAUUUCUGUUCUUAUUGGCCAGAUAAAUGUGUUAUAUUAAACCAGGUAAGUAGUUCAAACAGAGGAAAUUUUAUUUGCAAAUGUCCCUACAAAUUGGCUCAUUUUAUUGGGUGGGAGAAGAAAAAGGGAUUCCCUAACUUUAAUUAAAAUAGCCUGCUAGUCAAAAGAUUAAAAAAUCCAAUUUUGUCAGUGUUUUCUUGGUCUGAAAAAACACAAGUAGUAGCUUUAUCUUUAGGAGUGCUCUGCCUCUGGAGUGGCAUUCCAUGGCACUAAUAGAAAAUCCCUCUGUCCCACCCCUCCCCAUCUUGAAAUUUCUUUUUUAGGAUGUUGGUUCCUGCAAAGGAGAACUGCCCCUAUCACCUGUGCCUCACGUGGGUAACUAUGUCGCACAUCUCUUGAAAGGGAAAAUAUCCAUGUCCGUUCCUUUCACAGCAGAAGAAUGGCUGCUUUUGAUUGGGGAGGAAAGAAGACAUUUUUCUUAAUAUCCUUUUUGCCCCAUUCUAAAAUGGAUAAAUAUUUUGAUUGAGUUUGACUUUAAUUUCUCACUCAGACUUGAGCAACUCUCCUUUUGGGCUGCUCUCGGAAACACACUUCCAUUUCAGAAACCACGUCUGAUUUAACAUAAACCACUAACUUUAAAAGAAGAGGUGAAUUUGCAUUUACACUUAAGACACUUUCUAAAAACAGGGUGAACUUAAUUGAAAUUUUUCAGUGUUGUUAAGCUAUGGUUAUAGUAGCUGCCCUAUAGUUGCAAAACAAAUACUAUAAAACCCAUCCCUUGUCUACUUAAUCCAGACAGCCUGGAUUUAACGAAACUAAUAGUAUAAGUGUGUGUGUGUGUGUGUGUGUGUGCGUGCGCGCGCGCGCUUUGUGUGUGGGAGAGAGAGAGUACCUAAUUCAUAAAAAGUCCUGGAAACAUGCUGUUCUAGGUUCUUGUCAUUUUUACUAAAGGUCUUGUGCCCAUGUGAAGUGCCCUGAGUUUAAGGUUUGGUUAAUACUGGUAUAUUUUUAUAAGAUUGAUACUGUGUCCCCAUCUUUAAACAUUUUCAUUAUCAGGGUCAAUGUGCUCGAACUGAAUUGUAACAUUUUUAGGCACAGAUGGAAAACAUGUUAUUGGCUCCUUGAAAAUGUAUGUGUGUGGCGAGGGGAAUAGAUCCACAAAAGCAUGUACGUACUUACAAACCAAGCUGUAGAGAUCAAGAAAGAACUUAAGUGUUGAUCUCAAGAUUUCUAAAUUGUCAAGAUUUACAUGGCAUUGUGGUGGAACUAGUUAACACUUAGAGCUUUUGGUAUGUAAUAACUAUUUGCUAUGGACUGAUUAAAUGUUUCAAAGGAUUGUGUUCUUAAAUUUUGGGGGGUUUUUGUUUUUUGUUUUUUUAACUGCCUCUCAGAUUACAUUUAGUAGUUUAAAUUUCUUUAUUAUUUCAUUAAAGUAUAAAAAUUUCAGGUCUCUGAUAUUUAUUUUCACUUGUUCUACUAAUUAUUUACAAAACACCCUCUAUUGACUUUUAUUUUAUAAAUGUGUAGUAUAUUAAACGUCUUUAAAAUUCUGUUCAAUUGAAACUACAUUAACUUUGAUUUGCUUUACUGGGAUUUUUUUUUUUUUUUUUAAUACACCUUUUCCAUGUCAGUGCGCAGCACUUAGCCAGUCGUUUGUAUUCCUUCUUUCAAUCCAAUAAACAGAAUGGAUAACUGA
Messenger RNA from Lemur catta (Ring-tailed lemur), 7355 nucleotides. It is a transcript of the gene WDR26, whose product is annotated as WD repeat domain 26. Gene Ontology annotation, biological process: proteasome-mediated ubiquitin-dependent protein catabolic process. The record is from RefSeq and is a predicted model, not a curated record. Gene Ontology annotation, cellular component: GID complex. Gene Ontology annotation, molecular function: protein binding. Bases 701 to 2668 code for a protein of 655 amino acids. Lineage: Eukaryota; Metazoa; Chordata; Mammalia; Primates; Lemuridae. The transcript has 14 exons.